This is a messenger RNA of Aspergillus aculeatinus CBS 121060, 429 nucleotides long. RefSeq lists its product as uncharacterized. The transcript has 2 exons. Lineage: Eukaryota; Fungi; Ascomycota; Eurotiomycetes; Eurotiales; Aspergillaceae. Bases 1 to 429 code for a protein of 142 amino acids. The record is from RefSeq and is a predicted model, not a curated record.
AUGCGCCAGCAAUCGCCCAGGCUAAGCGGGCGGCGCCUGCACUGGUUCUUCUGCUCCCUCGCCCACGAGGACGGCCUCGCCAACCGGCUCCGGGAGCGUCUCGCCCAGCUGGACCACGGUUUCACCUACUACCAACUGCACAUGCGCACCGACACCUCACAGAUGCCCUUCAUAAGCGACGUGGCGAGGUACUUCGUCGCUUCCAGGAACAAGAGCCCGCCGCGCAUCAUCUUCUUCUGCCGCUGGCCCCUCACGCAGAGGGUUCUCGCCAUGUUCCUUCAGAUGCUCGGCAUCGGCAUCUGCCAGAUGUGGGCCUACCAGUCCCCGGAGGAGCGAGGCAACGUCGCAGCCACGUUCACCAGCAAGGACAGCGGUGCGGAGGUGCUCGUGGCCACGUACCGCCUGGCCUCCGUCGGCCUCAACCUCUAG